This is a messenger RNA of Equus caballus (horse), 3306 nucleotides long. The record is from RefSeq and is a predicted model, not a curated record. Lineage: Eukaryota; Metazoa; Chordata; Mammalia; Perissodactyla; Equidae.
GAACGGACGCGGACGACGCCGGGCCGAGAGGCUGCCGGGAUCGCGGCGGACUUGGCGGGCGGGGCCGGGGGGCAAGAUGGCGGCCGCGCGGAGAGGGCUCUCCAGCGCGAGGGUUCCAAACCGCCAGACCUCUGUCCCCGGAAGGCCACUGGUGAUGAGGUUUGUCGGUGGACUUUGAUUUGGUGAAAAACGAAGUUUAUCCCAGCACAGGAUCUCUUCGCUCACCUUGUAUGUCACCUCGGGGGAAACAUUUGUUCUGUUCCUUCCACAUUUAACUUCUGUGCUGGCACGCCUGCCUUCUCGCAGCCACAUUGUCAUUGACUAGAAAUGCCAGGUCCUAGAAGCCACACUGUCUUUAGCCAGAGUGAGCUCCUGUAGUCUGAAAUGGGUAGAACAGCCUGUCUGAUGAUAGCUGCCCUUAAUGUUAAGUUUUAUGUUGCUUAAGGUCCUUACACAGUUUUCUUUCCCUGAGCCCCACAAUUUCAGUCUGUGACAGUGGGCAGCUGGCAAAUAGACUGGAAGUGUGUCUGGGCUAACCUUCAAGAGAAGGAUCAGAAAGGAGGAAAACCCCAGUCAACAUGAAAUCCACCCCAAUAAUAACAGACCUCCAGGCAGCCUAGUUUAGCUAGAGCCUGGAAAAGGAGAGAUCGGGUUUAAAGAGCACCCUGCCCCGUAACGUGAUGCGAGUUUACAAAUGAUCCGCUCUCCGCUAGCCCUCACCUGGCUUCCCGCUCUCGGCACGUGCCGUCCCGCCUCAGAGCCCAGUUCUGAAUCUCUGUCACUAAUGUCCUGUGUUGACCCAUUUGAGAUGCCGACCCAAGUGAGACUCCACGGAGGGCCCAAAGCUGCCCAAGGAGACAUGGGAUCACCCUGUGACAUCCCCCACAGAAGCCCCCCCCCCCCCCAGGCCGGGUCUCCUGGGCCCCCGGGACACAGAGGAGAAGAAUGGGCAGGCAGUUCACACCACGUCCUUGGUUGCCAGGUUCUCAGUUUUUAUUGACAUAUCUGCAUAUCACGAAUGGCUACUAGGGUGAGCCUCUUCCGACAGGAAAUCUGACCCAGGACACGCACCCUCAAGGAUGAGUCAGCUACCUUCAAAUCCAGGACCCCUGAUUCAGAGGACUGAUUUACCUGCUCCGGGCUUGCUCUUAUCUCCAUGACAGGAUGAUGGAAAAAUGUGUAAUAGCUGCAGGGGUGAGGACGAGCCAAGAGAUGCACGAUUCGCAGAGAUUGAAUUGCUGAUUUAGGGAGCUCUUGUUGUUUGGAGGGAUAUUUGGGGCAAUGAAUAAAAUUCCUGUGGAAAGCAAGUGUCUGUUAUCAAUUUCAAAAAAAAGACUUGUUGUAACCUGAAUGAGAAAAGGUUUUCAUCUAAUUAUACCUGUGUAGCAAAUAUGCAGAAACCGCAGAAGUUUCGAAAAGCUGCAGUUUGGUUCCCUUCCAGGGCAUUUUCCUUCCCUGGCGGGAUUUGUGGAGGGGAAUCACUCCCUGGCUGAUCCGGCCUCAGGGUUCCCUUCUACUUCCCCUCUGAGCUCCCUCUGCUCCCAGGUACAUGCCGUCUCCCAGCCUCAGGUUCUGAGGUCAGAUCCUCCUGGGAGGGACGGAUGCAGAGGUGAUGGAAAAAUACCUAGCUGCAGGCCCCAAUAAACACUGGCUUCUUUCUAUAAACGUGCAAUGAAAGGAGAAGCAGGCCGGGCUCGUGGUUGUCGACGUUCAUCAGGCCUGGUUCAGCCUGCUCGUGGGAUGCGGGCCUCCUGACGUGCUGUCUCUUCCAGGGAGCACCUCCUCUGCCAUGCUCUCAUCGGUCCCCCUUCAAAUGCUGCUCUGCCUCAGUGGGAUGUGUGACUCCCUGUACUUCCUGGCGACACUCCUGAUGAUGACAUAUAAAAGUCAGGUUUUCAGUUAUCCUCAUGAGUACCUGGUCCUCGACCUGACUCUGCUCCUUCUGAUGGGGAUUCUGGAAGCAGUUCGGCUAUACUUUGGCACCAAGGGUAACCUGAUGGAGGCCGAAGUGCCCCUGGCCACCAGCCUGGUCCUCACGGCGGGCAGCGGCCUGCUGUGCAUCUACUUCCUGCGCUGGCAGACCCUGGUGCUGUGGGCGGACUUGGUCCUUAGCGCCGCGCUCCUGGCACUCCACGGCCUGGAGGCCGUCCUGCAGGUGGUGGCCAUCGCCAGCUUCGUCAGCUAGUUGGGCAGUGCCCUGCCCCGGGAACAGCCCUGGACAGGAGCCCCGUCCUCGGCACCCAGUCGUCCCGCAGCUGUCCCCUCCCCCAAUGCAGAAUGGGAAGGGCAUUUUCCUCCUGAUUUGUCAUGCAGUUAGAGGACGGGAGGGUUUGGAGUGGUUUGUGAUCUUUUUGAUGGAGAAGGGGGUCAGGACCCAGCGCAGAACAAAAUGCUGGGGCCCCGUGUUGGGAACAGCGCAGGUGGGUCAGGAACUGCCCUGGGCGCUCUCUGGGGAGUCACAGGGACAUCUGCUCAGUUCCCGUUUUUGGCUGGUAAGGAUCUCGCUUCAGCAGCCAUCCUGACCCCUGAGGCCAGAGGGUGGACAAGGGCCUUAGAGAGACAGCCAGCGGCCCUGUGGGCUCCGGCCCGUCACCCUCCCUCUGGUGUCUGUGGCCAUCUCCCGCAGCUGGGCCAGGAGCCUGGGCCAGCCUGCUAGAUCACCAAAGGUGCGGGCUGGGACGGCGCAUCGCCUUGCUGUGAUGGGGCCUUCCUCACACAGCUCUUUGCUUCUGUACUUUCCACACCGGUCCUAGCCCACAGUGUUGAAAGCCCAGGUUAGUUGGUGGGACCUCUGCUUGGCAUGCGAUCUGGGGCUCCCUGCUCUCCUGGGGGGUCGGAGCUGCCAGCCGGGUGGGGCAGGGAUCCUCAGCCAGGGGCAGGCCAAGGCCCAGACAGAUCGCACUCUAGUUCCCAAAAGAAAUGCAGUCUAGCCAGUCAGCUCUGCGUUUUGGGGGAUUUUCUCCUCCGCCUCAACUCCUUUCUGAAGUUGGGGAUUCUGAAGAACGGUGCCCUGGAGACCCAGACAGGGGAGGGAGUAGGGAGCACCCACGGGCACGGUUCUGCCCAUGUGGAAAUGUCAGUCACUGUCAGUCAUAUGUGCUCUGAGGGCUGGAGGAGUCCCGCCCAGACCUGUCUGCCUCUCCCUCAGAUCUGCCGGUGCUCCUGGAAGGAGAGUGCUCACGUUCCAGGAACUUCCCUUUGUUUCUGUCGCGUGUUUCCUAUGUGGGAGUAACAUUACGGUCAAAUAUCUGGGCAUUUUCUUUUCACCAUAGUUUUUAAAUAAAGAGAUGUUUCUACUUCCUUGAA